This is a messenger RNA of Dama dama (fallow deer), 3295 nucleotides long. RefSeq names its product scavenger receptor class A member 3 (gene SCARA3). The transcript has 6 exons. The record is from RefSeq and is a predicted model, not a curated record. Lineage: Eukaryota; Metazoa; Chordata; Mammalia; Artiodactyla; Cervidae. The coding region runs from base 183 to 2003 and encodes 606 amino acids.
CGGCACGCCGCCUCCGCAGCCGGGGCUCCGGCGCGACUCCGGCACCGAGUCCCACUCCCGCGGGCGGCGCGUAGGGAGGCGAUCGAUCGCUGCCCUCCGGGAACCCGCAGGCUUCAGCUCGGGGUCGCACGGCCGCCGAGCCGCCUCCGGCCGGGCCCGCCUGAGGCCUCGGAGCGGGGACCAUGAAAGUGAGGUCAGCCGCUGGUGACGGAGAUGCGCUGUGUGUCACAGAAGAGGAGCUGGCUGCUGACGACGAGGACAUGCCGUCCUUCCCGUGCACACAGGAGGGCCGGCCGGGACCCCGCUGCAGCCGCUGCCAGAAGAACCUGUCUUUGCACACGUCCGUGAGGAUUCUUUACCUCUUCCUGGCCCUGCUCCUGGUGGCCGUGGCCGUGCUGGCCUCUCUGGUCUUCAGGAAAGUGGACUCUCUCUCAGAAGACCUCUCCCUGGCCCAGGCCAUGUAUGACAAGAAACUCAUGUCUAUGCAGAAAAAUCUCCAAGGGCUGGAUCUGAAAGCCCCGAACAACUGCUCUUUCUGCCACGAGGCUGGGCUGCUGGGGCAAGAGAUCAGAAAACUGCAGGCGGAGCUGGAGGGAAUUCAGAAGAUGCUUCUAGCUCAGGAGGUCCAGCUACACCAGACCUCCCAGACCCACGACCUGCUCUCCACCACCAGCGGUCAAAUCUCCCAGGAGAUGGGCAGUUGUUCCUUCUCCGUCCACCAGAUCAACCAGUCUCUGGGGCUCUUCUUGGCCCAGGUGAGAGGCUGGCAGGCCACCACUGCUGGCCUGGACCUGUCUCUGAAGGAUCUCACCCAGGAGUGCUACGACGUCAAGGCGGCGGUACACCAGAUCAACUUCACCGUGGGGCAGACCUCCGAGUGGAUCCAUGGGAUCCGGCGGAAGACGGAAGAGGAGACCCUGACCCUCCAGAAGAUGGUCACCGACUGGCAGAACUACACGCGGCUCUUCGGCAGCCUGCGCACCACCUCUGCCAAGACCGGAGACGCGGUGAGGAGCCUCCAGGCCACCCUGGGGGCCUCGUCCCAGCGCAUCAGCCAGAAUUCCGAGAGCCUGCAUGAUCUGGUGCUGCAGGUCAUGGGCUUGCAGCUGCAGCUGGAUAACAUCUCGUCCUUCCUGGAUGACCACGAGGAGAACAUGCACGACCUGCAGUACCACACGCGCUACGCCCAGAACCGCACGGUGGAGAGGUUCGAGACGCUGGAGGGACGCAUGGCCUCGCACGAGAUCGAGAUCGGCACCAUCUUCACCAACAUCAACGCCACGGACAGCCACGUGUAUAGCAUGCUCAAGUACCUGGACGACGUCCGGCUCUCCUGCACCCUGGGCUUCCACACCCAGGCCGAGGAGCUCUACUACCUGAAUAAGACCGUCUCCCUCAUGCUGGCCGCCACCGACCUGCUCCGGGAGCGCUUCGGCCUGCUCAGCGCCCGCCUGGACCUCAACGUCCGCAACCUGUCCAUGAUCGUGGAGGAGAUGAGGGCCGUGGACACACGGCACGGGGAGAUCCUGCGGAACGUCACCAUCCUACGAGGUGCCCCCGGCCCUCCAGGACCCAGAGGACUCAAGGGAGAUGUGGGCGUGAAAGGACCUGCUGGUGGCAAAGGACCUAAAGGAGACCCCGGCAGCUGGGGGCCCCCAGGACCCCAGGGUCCUCAGGGGCAGCCUGGGGAGCCUGGGCCUGCGGGGGAAAGGGGGCCAGUUGGCCCAAGGGGUUUCCCAGGCAUCAAAGGGUCAAAGGGCAGCUUCGGAACUGGGGGCCCAAGAGGACAACCGGGCCCCAAAGGGGAUGUGGGGCCCCCAGGGCCAGAGGGCCCCCCAGGAUCUCCAGGGCCAGAGGGGCCUCAGGGAAAACCAGGGAUCGCUGGGAAGACAGGGUCACCAGGCCAGCGGGGGCCCAUGGGGCCGAAGGGUGAACCAGGGAUCCCGGGUCCCCCUGGCUUCCCCGGGCCCCCAGGCCCACCAGGAAGCCAGAGCAGCUACUGAGGAGAAGUCCAAUCCCAGAAACCGCCACACAAAAGGCAGGGAGUGGGCUUUGGCAGAGAGAGGCCCCUAUAAAGCCACACCUACAGACAUGUGGUCCUUUGACCCCAAAGGGGGUUCCCCCAGGCCUGUCCCUGCACCUCGGGGCUCCCCAGUAGUGACUUACCAUAGAAAGCAGCCCCUUACACACACACACACACACACACACACACACACGUGCAUCUCCCUGCUGGCCAGGGCAGCUGACUGGGUUUCCCUGGCUGGGCGGGAGGAGAGGUUAAGAGAAGCGCCCUCUCCCGUGACGAGCCUGCCAGGGAGGUGGCUACCUCGGGGGGACAGUCUGCACUCCGGCUCUGAAUGGAUGGCCAACGCCAGUCUUUCUAGCAUCUUCACCCCAUCCUAGCUGGCUGGCAGUUCCCUGAGGCUCCCAGGGGUUGAAAAGACCCAGGAGAACAUUUGUGGUGGGGUGAAGGGUGGGGGAGGGCGGGGGGAAUUAUGGUUCAAACUCUAGGGACAGGGUGGGCUUGGCAACCACAAGACCCUCCCCCGUAACCAUGGGAACAGGGUCCCUGGCCCACCCCUGCCCUGCACAGGACCUGGUCCACCUGGGCCCUAAGGACUACAUCCCCAGGAGCUCAGCUUUUUUUUCUGCACCUCCAGAAAAUUUCCUGGCUUCAUCCUUGUGUCUGCCUCCAGGAGCAUCCCAGGAAGAAACCAAGCGGGAAUCCCAUCUGCACCAGGGCUCUCUCCUAGCUCUGGAAUUUUCUGUCAAAGGAGGAGGCCCCACUGCAAUCCUGGGGUGACCUCUUUGUGGUGACUGGGGGAGGGCUGCCCCCUGACUGGCUCUCCUUCUGCCCCCCUGACCUCACCCCAGUGUGACCCAGACUGGCCCAAGGCCUCUCUGCAGGGACAGCAACCCCAGACAAGGGGGAGGGGUCACAUCCCUCUGACGUCACCCCUCACCCACCUCCGUCCUCCUGCAUAGCCGGCAGCGAGGAGCACCGGGCCGUCCCCAGCAUGGUGAGCUCCCAGUGAAGCUGCCCUUCCUUUGUGUCCUAACAGAUAAUGACCCCUCCUCCAGGCUGGGUGCUUGCAGCUGUCCCCCCUCCCGACCUCACCCAGAGACCGGCCUCUCCCGCAUCCAGAAGCCUUAUCAAUGACCACCCCCCAACCUUCUUGUAACAGGUGUGCAACUGGCUUGCACUCCUGCCACCCCAACUGCGUGUAGUUCUCCUGUCUACAUAUGAUAUCAUGCCACCUAGUAUCACCGGCUCAGUAAAGACCUGUUUCCAGGA